UAAACCGCUGCGUUCUCUCGGACGUCACCACCGUCCGAAAUCCCUGAUAACGCGAUGCGCAUUCCCGCUCUGUUCUGAAUGGGGGGCUCAGUCCAGCUUCUGACAGCGAGUCCAGUGGUGUAACGGUAACCGUAGACGGUCCACUCCUCCCCGCUGCUUUCAGACACACCGGAAGUCAACGAGCCCGCCUCCCCGUUAGUACCACAUUCAUUCAGGUAGUCUGCUCGUGCACUGACAGUCCAACUAGUUCGGUCCAGAGCGUGCCGACUCUUGUCUUCUCAGCCCGGGGAAGUUCGUGUAACCGUUACUGACGGGAUAAGAGCUGCCUGUCUGUCCAGGAAUGAGAGAUGAUGGCCGGCUCUAUAGCAGAGGAGAAAACCUUCCGACGGUUCCUGGAGCUCUUUCUUGGGGAGAUGAGAAUGCCCCUGCAGGAGAGCGACCCUCCGCCGAUGCGCCCCUUAUCGGACCUGGUGACUGAAGACGAGGUGGAGGGCGAAUGCCUCGACCUGUGUCUCCAGCACCUCUACAAAUAUAACUGCCCUUGCUCCCUGGCUGCAGCUCUAGCCAGGGCCACAGCGGACAGCCUCCUGCAGACUGACCUCUCCAUCCACCUCCUCAAUAAGACGGUAGAAGAUGGAGCUGACCCAUUACCACAGAUGGAGUCUGUGAAGCUGGCCUGGCUGGUGUUUAACAGACUGUUUGAGAUGUGCUGCCUCUGGCUGAAGGAGCUGCCUUUCCGGCGCCGUCCACAGCCGUACUACGAAACCUCCAUCCACGCCAUCAAGAACAUGAGGCGUAAGAUGGAGGACAAGCACGUCAUCAUCCCCGACUUCAACUCGCUCUUCAACAUUCAGGGUCAGGAGGAACAGGCUUACUUUGCUGUGUUUGACGGUCACGGCGGUGUAGACGCUGCCAUUUAUGCCGCCAACCACCUCCACGUCAACUUGGUCCACCAGGAGUCGUUCAGCCAGGACCCGAUCGAGGCACUCUGCAAAGCCUUCAAAGUCACUGAUGAAGGCUUCGUGAAGAAGGCCGCGCGAGAGCACCUGCGUUGUGGCACGACGGGCGUGGUGACGUUCCUGCGGGGUCGGACGUUGUAUGUGGCCUGGCUGGGAGACUCCCAGGUCAUUCUGGUCAGGAAAGGACAGGUUGUUGAGCUGAUGAAACCACACAAACCAGACAGAGAGGAUGAGAAGCUGAGGAUCGAGGCUCUGGGGGGCUGUGUGAUCUGGUUUGGCACAUGGAGGGUUAACGGCAGUCUGUCUGUAUCCAGAGCAAUAGGUGACUCAGAGCACAAGCCCUACAUCUGUGGUGAUGCAGACCACGACGUCUUCCCAUUGGACGGUUCAGAAGACUACCUGAUUCUGGCCUGUGAUGGAUUCUGGGACACAGUGGUUCCAGAUGAGGCGGUGCGCGUGGUCAGUGACCACCUGGAGGAGAACUCUGGAGACACCACCAUGGUGGCCCACAAGCUGGUGGCCUCGGCCCGCGACGCGGGCUCUAGUGAUAAUAUCACUGUCAUAGUGGUCUUCCUGCGGGACCCGCGCUGCCCACCACCCACCGGCACAGAGGACGAGGAGGUGGGCGUGGCGGAGGGAGAGGUCGGGGAGGAGGAGUUAGCGGAGGUGGAGGAGGAGGAGCAGGAAGAGGAGGAUGAGGAAGGCGAGGCAGUCAGGGCAGAGCGUAAUGGUAGGGAGGGAGGCAGCACUGCGGACAUGGGGGGGAAGGGGCGCGGCGGCUGGCCCCUCCAGCAGUGCUCGGCCCCCGCUGACCUCACCUACGAAGACCGAACAGACUCGUUGACGGACAGAACUAGCCUCGGCCUGCUGGGGCCGUCGCUGGAGGGCCGCAUCUUCCUGAGCGGGGUCUCGAGGCAGCCCUGCCCCGACUUUAGCCCCGAUCUUUUCACAGCCUCCCACAUCUAUCGAGAAAAACGCCCGCUGAGGCGCAGGUCCCGUAUCCCCUUUCAGGAGGCCAGCAUCUCCAGCUUCACAGACCCACUGUGGCCCCAGACAUCCAUGCUGUUAGGCCAGGCAGUGAGGCAAAGCCGCAGGCUCGGUUCCGGUAGUCGCCGGUGGGGCCGGAGGAGGCCAGGCGCAUCCAAAGAGCUGCUAGGCCUGUUACCAUCCGGCCACUUGCUGCCGCAAAUGCAACGCCACUCCGACCAGAGGCUUGGAGUGGCGCUGCCUCACCUGCCCCACGAUGACAACAUCUAAAAGAGAUGACCCAAACCAAACCAUCUCCUUCAUUUAUUCAGUCCUGGCCCACACUCCACACCCACUCACCUCUGCCUUCAACAACACAUCAUUCUUUGAUAGUAGGUAGUUGUGGCUCCUGCAGACGUAACGUGAUUAUUGACUUUUUGUCGGAGUGGUGCUCUCUGUCCUAAGCCGAAAUGUUUCCAAAUGUAAGCCGGCCCACUAAACACAAGCCCUGCUCCUUAAUGCUGUAGGUAAAGCCGAAAACUGCAUCCUCUCCAUUGUGAUCCAUUGAUCAGUGAGAAUGAAGCCAGAGCUUGAAAUGCAGGUUCAAAAGAUGUGUUCAGACUGAAUGUGAAAGGAAUCUUGUAUACAAGAGGCUGGGAAAAGACUUUUAAGAACAGACACAGUUUACUGUUGGCAGUGGAAAUAACAGAAAGAAUGGAGUUCCAGCUAAAUCUUAAAAUAAAUCUGCGUGUUGUAAGCUAGCUGAGUCUGUAUCGGACUAUGACAGUUCUUCAGUGAUAAGAGAAGCAAAACUUCUCUUGCAUUUAGUCUGAACACACAUUUAAAAUUAAUUUAUAUGCGUUGUCGCUGAACACUCUCGGCAGCGUCUUUAGACAGAAAUGAUGUUGAUGAUGGUUUUGAACAGGAAGAAAAAUAAGUAAGUAAGUAAACUUUAUUUAUAAAGCACCUUUUAAAACCAGGGUUACAAGGUGCUGUACAGUGCAACAAUGAAUAAAAAUAGAAAGUUAAAAAUGGGAGAUAACAAUUUAAAAACAAAAGAAAACUAAGUAAUAAUAAUAAAAACUUCAAAAUAAAAUGCAAACCGAAGUUAAACACAGUUUGUAAUGAACUCAAACAUGUUUGGCAUUCUAUACUGUAAUUUCUUGUUACGUAUCGGACCAUAUAUACAUAUAUAUAUAAUAUGCCACUACCUAGACAUGUUUAUUACGCUAAUAGUAGCCGAAAAUAUUGUCCAUGCCGAUGAAUGUUUUGUGCUUUAGUUGUAAAAGGAAUCUUCAAUCUUUUCUCACAAAGUUGAAAAAAAAAACUAUUGUCUAAAAUAUCCUUGUAGCUGUAGCAUAAGAUUUCCCUUCAACUGGAAUAAAAGGGCCAAACUUUAAAAAACAGCCCUAAACCAAAAGUACAACAAAAUACUUUUGUGUUAAUCUUUUGUCUUUCCUCCUGUUUUAUGUCACAUUUCUUGUGACGCAGUGUGAGGUGACGCAUUGCUUUUGUCUUGAGACAGCUGUCGAGCGACCGAGCAUUAAAUUAAACUCUUAAUGGCGUAGCUUACCUCAGCAAUCCUUUGGUGGCAGAUGCAUAAAGCUCAUAGAGGAGGCCAGAACAAUUGUUGCUCUUGGUUUCUGGGACUUAAGGCACAUGCUGUUCUUUCCGCUUCCCCAUAUAGUCAGUGACCCAGCCAUUAUCCAGCCACAGUUUAUCUACAGAUAAAAGCACUUAAAACCAGAUUAUAAAAGAUUAGCAGUCAAUUACAUGAAUAAAUGCGUCAUAUAGUCCAGUAUUGCAGAAGGGGAUAUACUCCUGAGAUAAUGUUGUGUAAUGGAGGGGUAUUUAGUAGUAUGUAGUUGUUGUUGGGCCACAUAACUGUUGCAAAGUAUCCAAGUGUCGUUACUUUUACACAAAAAUCCAUUUAAGAGAAGUAUUUUCCAGCAGGCUUCAUAAGUGCAAACCAUUUAAUGUUGGGCCUGGAUAGUUGAAAGCUGCAGAACACGUGCCUUUCAUAUGUGUUACUAAAGCGUACUUUACACACAUAUUCACUACUUACUGAAUUCAUGUGUUAAUUAAUCAUCGAGGACAAGUCUGGCUUUCAGUCAGCUCGUAUUAUGACUCUGUGCCACUUUAAAGGAAUAGUUUGACACUUUCGGAAAUAGGUUUAUUCACUUUCUUACCAAGAGUUAGAUGAGAAGAUUGAUAGCACUCUAUAGCUGAUUAGCUUAGCUUAACAUACAGACUGGAAGCAGGAGGGACAGCUAGUUUGGCUCUGUCCAAAGGUGAAAAUAAAUGUUUUUAGCAGGAUAUGUGUUGCCAUUAAGAGCCAUUUACCUAUAAAGACUUGUAGCAAACGGGAAACCGGAAACCACUAGCUAGGAGUACAAAAAAAUCUGCCAACAAUUUGUAGUAUUACAUUAUUGUAUGUGUAUGGAUUAAGCAAACGACAUAUAGCAUGCUAGUUGGUGAGCUUGGAAGAUGCUGGCAGUGUACUAGCUUCACUUUUAGUGUACAGACACGAGAGUGGUAUCAAACGUCUCAUCAAGAAAGCAAAUAAUAAUAUUUUCCCAAAAUAUCCUUUUAAGAUUCAUAGUCAAUUCAAAUAACAAGAUGAUCUGCACCUAAGAGAGCAGGUUUUUUAAAAAUCUGUAAAAGCAAUAAACAUCCCAGUUAGAACCAACUCCAAGAUAGUCCCCCAGCGUCAGAGUAAACCACCAAGGCUGGCUCCCGUGGCCCCACGGCGUCCAUUAUAAUUGGAUCUUUCUCUGAACUGAUCUAGAUUCAACAAUGGAGAGCCCCCUAUCUGCUGUCUAACACGCUGCUGAUAGUGCUGCUGAGCUUCUGUUAUGUUAGCAUUAAUGUUCAAACUCCUUUUAUGAGGCUGCACUCGUCUGUAAAACCUGGCUGAGACAUAAAAGCCCCAUCGACAUUCAUUGGUUUCAUAUACCUAAUAGUAAAUAUGGCAGAGUUCCUCUUUAAUGCUAAUUCAUAAUCAUAAUUAACAAAUUUAAUCAUCAAAUAAUACUGAUUUAUAUAAUAAUAUAAUAAUAAUAAUAGUACCCAUACCCAGUUAUGUAGGUGGGACUGAUCUGUGGAAAGACUUCGGUCACUUUUAUUUAAAUGCACACAAUAGCAUUACUGUAUCUAACCAUACAUAAUGACUAUAAACUAGCUAUAAUACACACUUGCUAUGAAAACUUUGAAAUCGUAAACCCUGAUUCACUUUCAAAGUCACUUUCAAAGUACAAAAUAUGCUUCGGUUGCCUCUUACUGCUAAAUAUUUAAUUUGCUGUGGGAGCAAGUGACCGUUCUCUAAGCCCCGCCCUCUUUAGUUACUGUUGCUACAUUCGUAGUAGUUAUUUCAAACAAUGGCUUCUUGAUUUUACGUCCGCUUCUCAUUGCUGACCGCAAACUGCGUAUUUUUGAUGAAGUAACAACUGUCGCUAACAUUUUUUUAUUGAGCUAGCUAGCUAAUUGGCAUGAUCACCACGAGUUGGUUGAAAACUCUUUGUCCCCGGUACCCUGAAACAGUAUCUUUAUAUAUGCCCUGUUAGCUACAUACUGUACAUGACAUAAUGCUAAAAGGCGGAGGCUAAAGCUACAACGUUAGCUGGGGCUGCUGGAGUGUAAACCUCCACAAAUCAGAGCAGGGUUAUGUGCUAACGUUACACUGAGAUAUAGCUAGCAGGAUCCAGUACCGGUGGGUAAAUACUUCAUAGUAGAAGUCCUGAAGGAGGCUUUUUUGAAAAUAACCUGUAACCGCACAAAAUAUUGUAGUGAGCGAAUUAUAUUUUGCUUUGCUUUGGAUAUAACGUUACAUUAGUGUUACUAAGCUAGUUAGCCGGAACUGCUAACGUUUACGUUAGAGAAAAUGAACAUUCCUUACACUUAACUUUUUUUUUCUUCUUUUUUUUUGGUUUGGAAAGGCUAAAAUAAACGACUCAAAAGCAGUGUUGCCAACUCUUUUCCAAUGAAAGUAGCUAGCGCUAGCUCCAAAAGUCGCGUAUCAUUUUUUAUAGAGCCAAGAGGCUGUGUCGGAUAACUGCCUGCUGCUCACGGUCGAAGCGGAGAGGGAGAGAGAUUGGUGCUGUUGGCAGAAGAGCCGUGGACUGGGAUUACUACGAGCAGCAUGCACGGGAAUGAAUUACAAUAUAUCUAUUUUUUCCCUUGGUGGUCUGAAGUCGCUAAAUUUAUCACUUGUCGCUUUUUAGAAAUACAGUCGCUAAGAGGGUUUGAUAAGGUGCUAAAUUAAGCGAGAAAGUCGCCAUAUACCAAGUGUGUGGAGAUAUUCAAAGUUUGACAGACCUGUCGUGGCUAAUUACAGUCGCUAUGUAAGCUAGGAUUGGACAAUCGCUGUUCAGGGGCGGGGUUUACCGAACGGUCAUUUUCGACACAUAUUCCAUAACAUCCUCAUUCCCCAAUUCUUUAGGUGAUGCAGUGAAUUUCCAAACGUCAGGACGUUAGUAGUCAUGUUUCCAUCUAAUUUUCAAGCGAACUUUACGCAAACUUUUAAAAUGAAAAAUGCGAGUUAGAAGCGUUUCCAUCAACUGAUUUAGAGCGAAUAAACUAGAUUAGGCAAAGCGUAGUUUCGUCACAAGUUGACGUUAUGCAUUGGUUGUAGAUUACAAACCGGCUGGCUAAAUCAAAGAGUUUAGAAGCUAAGUUCUUUAGCUAAAUGGAGAGAGGUAGCUUUGUACAAGUUGGCCACCUGUGCAGAAUCCAGGGUUGUGGCAGAGACAUUUGGUGUCAGCGAGACAACCGUUCACUGCUGUGUAUACGCGGUGUGCAGGGCCGUACGAUGUAAGCUGUUGAACCAAUUCUUCAAUUUACCCGACGUGGCUGAGGCGCAAGCUAUAGCACUACGCACCUUGUGCCACAAGUGUCCCACUGGAUGGGACCCGUAUCACGAUCCUUCCCCCGUCCGAUGGAUACCGGGACUAUAGUUAUGUGAGUUACAUGUUCGCUACGUCACAACUUAUUUGGCAAAGCUAGUUUCCAACUCCCGUUUUGCACACUCUUUUUCAAAAAAGGCAAAAACCAUCUCAGUAAAAACUUUUUUUUUUGCAAAUUUUAGGACGUUUUUUUCAAAUUUUGCCGUUUCCAUCAACAUUGUCUAAUGCAAUACUUCAAAAUGCCCAUAAAGAUACGUUGAUGGAAACAUGACUAGUGACAGCCAGGUUCUGUAGAUCGUGCCUCCCUUUUCGUGCCCUUUCACACACAGAAGGCGUGGUAUCAAAAACAUGAUUCACCAGACAAACAGAUACUGGUUUAAGGGGCCAUCACCCCACCCCACCCCACCCUCCCCCUUCCAGUCUUACUGGUAGAUAGAGGCUCACUCCCCUGUAAACCAUCCUGUGGACCGACUCGUGAAGCGCAUCGGUGGAGCCGAAUGUACCUCAUGUGUCCCAGAACGUCUUCAGAGACUCAGUGAAGUGUGUCGACCGGAGUUGGUGUUUUUUUGAGGGAGGUUUGUCUUCCCAAAAGGCAUCCUAUCAAUGAGGAAUGAACUGCCGAGACACUCGACAAACUGAAGCCACUGGAUCCCUCUUGUGGAAGUAGCACUGCAGUCUCUAGAAACGUUGGUCGAUACCACAAAGAAGAUCAGAAAACAAUGGAAAUCACAGUCAUUUUUAAUUAUUCACUUAGGCACGGGUGCGUAUGUAUAUUAUGAGCAAGUGCCGGAGGAGUGUAAAUAUAAUAAUUCUGUCUUGUAAAUCAGCAGUUUUAAUCCACGAGGCCCGACAGUUGGUUCAGAUGUUGGAUCUGGAUCUCAAAUCUCCCAACGCCAGGCUGAGGGGGAGGUGAGGAUGCGAUGUUAUUGAACAGCCUGAGAGGGGCGUAAGUCUCUAAACACUGCCGCUGCCUUCAAGAGCUGCCAAAGAAUAUUAAAACAAGGUGUUGUACCAGUCUGGCUUUCACUGGAAGAGAUGUAGUGUUCUAUCGUGGCCUGGCUGCUGUUUCACCCUUUCUUACCCAGACAUGAAUAAAAAAAAAAAAAAAAAAAUCUGGCUAAAACAUA
Molecule: messenger RNA, 7953 nt
Organism: Perca flavescens (yellow perch)
Lineage: Eukaryota; Metazoa; Chordata; Actinopteri; Perciformes; Percidae
Gene: ppm1e
Product: protein phosphatase, Mg2+/Mn2+ dependent, 1E
Exons: 7
Coding region: 348-2216 (622 amino acids)
Biological process (GO): negative regulation of protein kinase activity; protein dephosphorylation
Cellular component (GO): nucleus
Molecular function (GO): cation binding; protein serine/threonine phosphatase activity
Source: RefSeq, a predicted model, not a curated record